UCUUCUUUCUCCUUAAAUCUAGGUUUUCAAUUCUCGUUCACUUUCGCUUGUGCUCGUUUCAUCGUUAGGGUUUUUGCUGAACAAUUUCUCUCCUCUCAAUGGAUCCUUCCGACCUUAAUUCAGCUGAUUUGCAGAAUUUUUUAGCUGAAGAACAACAAAAAGCUCAGAUUCAUGAAAUUGUGGCAAAGAUGACUAGUGAAUGUUGGGACAAAUGCAUCACAGGUCAACCUGGGAGUAAGUUCAGUUCCAGUGAAACUAAUUGCCUUACUUACUGUGCACAGCGUUAUAUGGAUAUGACCGCUCUUAUCGUGAAACGGUUUCAGAGUAUGCAAUGAAGAUCAGUGACCUUCAAUAUUUAGCAGCAAAUUUUGGAUUCUUUUUAUAUUUUGUCGAGGCUUUGUUGCAAUUGAUUGAUGGGUUUCGGAUUUAAAAUGUCAAGCAAGAACAAAAAUUUAUUAUGUGUAAUGUUAUAACACUGAUAUAUUGUCAGCUUACCAAGGGUUUUUCCAA
This is a messenger RNA of Trifolium pratense (red clover), 510 nucleotides long. RefSeq names its product mitochondrial import inner membrane translocase subunit TIM8. The record is from RefSeq and is a predicted model, not a curated record. The coding region runs from base 99 to 335 and encodes 78 amino acids. NCBI's taxonomy places the organism in Eukaryota, Viridiplantae, Streptophyta, Magnoliopsida, Fabales, Fabaceae. The transcript has 2 exons.